Molecule: messenger RNA, 531 nt
Organism: Penicillium macrosclerotiorum
Lineage: Eukaryota; Fungi; Ascomycota; Eurotiomycetes; Eurotiales; Aspergillaceae
Product: cytochrome P450
Exons: 7
Coding region: 1-531 (176 amino acids)
Molecular function (GO): oxidoreductase activity, acting on paired donors, with incorporation or reduction of molecular oxygen; heme binding; iron ion binding
Source: RefSeq, a predicted model, not a curated record
AUGACAGCAAUAUUCUACCAAUGGCAUACUGCGACACGUGUGGAUCGGUACAUGCUCCAAUAUUUCGACGAGCACGCUGAACAGGAUGGAGUUGAUGCCUCAAGCCGUGGGAACAAGAUGCCCGGAAACGAUUCAAGCGGGACUUGGAAUGGUAGUCAGGUCUCAACAUGGUCGUUCCUAGAAGCGAUACUUCAAUAUCCGGAUGUCCAGCAGAAGGCGCGAGCUGAGAUUGAAGCGGUUGUUAGCGAUCGCCUACCUGAGUUUGCCGAUCUGGAGCAUAUUCCAUACCUUCGAUGCAUGAUGAAAGAGGACAUAACUUACAAUGUGCACCGAAUCCCCAAAGGUGCUCGUAUUCACCUAAAUGCAUGGGCUAUUUCCCAUGAUCCGAGAAGGCAUGAAAACCCGGAUUGUUUCUGGCCCGAGCGAUACACCGAUUACCAUACGACCACAAUGCAGAGUGUCAACUCUCCCGAUGUGACCAAACGCGAUCAUUUUGCAUUCGGUGCUGGCCGUCGCAUCUGCCCUGGUUAA